GGACGAUUCUUGGGCGGAGGAGCCGGUGAGUGGCCGGAGAGUGUGGCCUAGCGAUGAAGACAAACGUUAUCAGUGGGUGGCUGAGCCUGGAAUUGAUAGGAAAGCUUCAGUCUUCAUUGCCAAUUUCCAUGCAACUCGCAUCUCCGAAUCACUCAGUUGUCAGGCUCCUCAUGAAAACGCCUCAACUUAAUCUCAUCAUCAUUUCAUUCAUUUCUGCAGCCACCUUGCAUGCUCUCUCAUCGCUUUUUAGCUGCCAUUUCUCUAUACUACACAAUUUGUAUUAGCAGUAAUUUAAUUAUAACGUUUUUAUACUGAAUAAUGUUGUGAAAUACUGUAAUAAAUAUCAAAUCAAUAU
Rubroshorea leprosula is the source of this 355-nucleotide messenger RNA. The record is from the annotation of a GenBank genome assembly. NCBI's taxonomy places the organism in Eukaryota, Viridiplantae, Streptophyta, Magnoliopsida, Malvales, Dipterocarpaceae.